AUGGAAACAAAAUUAUUUAAAUUAGUAUCGAAACGUGCUGCAUUAAUGCGCGCUCCAUAUGCUCAAUCAUCGUGGACAAUCAAUACCAGUACAAUUAAAAAGAAAAAAUCAACACCACAAAAUAAAACUUUAAAAAGUGUACCAAAAAAGAAAAAGAAUAAUAAUAAUAAUAAUAAUAAUAAUAAUAUUAAUUUAUUAAGUAAAAACCUUAUUUUACCUUUUGCUCGUCGUCCGAUUCUUAUUGAUCGUCCCCUCCCCAAAACGUCUGGUAACAAACAUAUUGAUACAUGUUAUUUAUGUCAGCGUGAUCUAUAUGAACAAUCGAAAACAACAACAACAACAACAACACAAUCUUAUUUAUCUGGUGAUGAACAAAAUUUAAGUGAACAUAAUACAACAUUUGACUCAUCAUCAUUACCCCCCUCCCCAUUUGUUUGUGAUCCGUAUGAAUCUUAUGAUUGGGAAUGUUAA
Rotaria sp. Silwood2 is the source of this 471-nucleotide messenger RNA. The record is from the annotation of a GenBank genome assembly. NCBI's taxonomy places the organism in Eukaryota, Metazoa, Rotifera, Eurotatoria, Philodinida, Philodinidae.